AUGACUGACAUGCAGAGAUCUACCGACUUUCUCACCGCGAACAAUAGGCGCAUUAAAGACACGCUGUUGGAUGUACAGUGCAGGGACAUGAGAGACAAUAUCAUAUUCUUGGGGAUCCGAGAGAGCAACGCCGAUCCGGAAAAAACUGUAAGAGAGUUCAUGUCGGAUAAGCUCAAACUCUCCCCGGAGGUGGUAAGAGAUAUAACUUUCCCCAGAGUGCACAGAAUGGGCAGACCUGUGGACAAUAAAGUCUGUCCCAUAAUAGCUCGUUUUGAGCGUUUUAAGCACAAAGAGUUGGUGAAAAGCAGAGGAAAGGAGCUGAAAGGGACCUCUCUCUGGUUAAAUGACCACUUUCCGGCAGAGAUCAACGAUAGGAGAAAGAAACUGUCGCCGAUCAUGAGAGAGAACCGAGCCCAGAACAAGAGAGUGGCACUAACAGUCGAUAAGCUCGUGGUGAUCCUACUAUACGUCCAGCAGCCCCCUCACAUUAAAUAUGAUGAGGAGGAUCCACAGCCCCCUCACAUGAAAGAGGAAGAGGAGGAAGUGUGGAUCAGUCAGGAGGGAGAGUGUGUUGUAGGGCAGGAGGAGGAUGAUGUCAGCAAGUUUCCACUGACUGUUGUCUCUGUGAAGACUGAAGAGCAUGAAGACAAAGCACCUGAGUCCUCACAGCUUCAUCACAGUCCAAACGUCCAGCGGGUGUCAGCGGGGAGUCAUGAAGAGGAGUGGCACACCAGUGUGGGACAGAAGGAGCUACAGGCCCCCUCCCACAUUAAAGAGGAGCAGCUUCAUGAUGAAGAUGAAGCUCAGUCCUUACAGCUUCAUCACAGUCAAAGUGAGGAGAACAGAGGGGCGGAGCUUGUAAGUCAACACAUCACAGAAGCUGAUGGAGAGCAUUGUGAAGAUAUCAAGUCAGAACCAGACAGCAUCUUUGCUCCACUGUCAGACAUGGACCACAUGAUGUCACACUCUUCUGAUCACAGUGACCACAUCCAAAAACCUUUGGAGAGUAAAAAUGACUCUAAAGGUGAUACGAGACAUCACACUAACAACAAACACUUUGACUGCUCUGAAUGUGGGAAAUCAUUUCGACACAAGGGUCAUUUUACAGAACACAUGAGAAUACAUACUGGAGAGAAACCUUUUACUUGCUCUGUUUGUAAGAAGAGUUACUCCAGAAAGCAAAGCAUGACCACACACAUGAGAACACACACUGGAGAGAAACCUUUUGCUUGCUCAGCUUGUGCUAAAAGAUUCAACACUAAGAAUGCAAUUAUAUUACACAUGAGAACACACACAGGUGAGAAACGUUUUACUUGCUCUGUUUGUAAGAAGAGUUUCUCCAGAAAGGAACACAUGACCACACACAUGAGAACACACACUUGAGAGAAACCUUUUGCUUGCUCAGCUUGUGCUAAAAGAUUCAACACUAAGAAUGCAAUUAUAUUACACAUGAGAACACACACAGGUGAGAAACCUUUUGCUUGUUCAGCUUUUGUUAAAAGAUUCAACACUAAGAAGGAAAUUAUAUUGCACAUGAGAACACACACGGGGCAGCACGGUGCCAGAGGGGUUAGUGCGUCGGCUUCACAAAACGAAGGUCCUGAGUAGUCGUGAGUUCAAUCCCGGGCUCGGGAUCUUUCUGUGUGGAGUUUGCAUGUUCUCUCCGUGACUGCGUGGGUUCCCUCCGGGUACUCCGGCUUCCUCCCACCUCCAAAGACAUGCACCUGGGGAUAGGUUGAUUGGCAACACUAAACUGGCCCUAGUGUGUGAAUGUGAGUGUGAAUGUUGUCUGUCUAUCUGUGUUGGCCCUGCGAUGAGGUGGCGACUUGUCCAGGGUGUACCCCGCCUUCCGCCGGAUUGUAGCUGAGAUAGGCUCCAGCGCCCCCCGCCACCCCGAAGGGAAUAAGCGGUAGAAAAUGGAUGGAUGGAUGGAUGUUUGUAAGAAGAGUUUCUCCAGAAAGGAAAUCAUGACCACACACAUGAGAACACACACUGGAGAGAAACCGUUUAGUUGCACUGUGUGUGAUAAGAUGUUCAGGUAUAAGUAUCAGGUCAGUAGACACAAGUGUGUAACAGUCAUGGAAGCUGCAGGGAUGUAAAAACACUUAAACAGUGAUUGUGCUAAAUGUAGUUUAAAAACACAGCAUGUUUAAUAUGAAUGUAUAUUUGAUGUUGUAUGUAGUGCUUCUCAUCUUCUAGUCUUAUAUGUUGUCCUGUACUUACUUUUUAAGUUGUGUGCAUGUAUUGAAUGUUAUAUAUGACGCUACUAUUUUAUUCUAUUUUCUCAUCUGUGAAGAGAGGACAUCUUAUUAUUUUUAUUGUUUAUU
Nerophis lumbriciformis (worm pipefish) is the source of this 2327-nucleotide messenger RNA. The record is from RefSeq and is a predicted model, not a curated record. Lineage: Eukaryota; Metazoa; Chordata; Actinopteri; Syngnathiformes; Syngnathidae.